Molecule: messenger RNA, 1875 nt
Organism: Penicillium daleae
Lineage: Eukaryota; Fungi; Ascomycota; Eurotiomycetes; Eurotiales; Aspergillaceae
Product: aspartic endopeptidase
Exons: 1
Coding region: 1-1875 (624 amino acids)
Biological process (GO): membrane protein proteolysis
Cellular component (GO): membrane; lumenal side of endoplasmic reticulum membrane; cytoplasmic side of endoplasmic reticulum membrane
Molecular function (GO): aspartic endopeptidase activity, intramembrane cleaving
Source: RefSeq, a predicted model, not a curated record
AUGUCGGAAGAGGUCAGCCCCGUCGCGGAGCUGCUUGGGCUCGCAAUCUACCAUUUUGAACGCCUCAAACCCCUCCUACCGACCUACGGACAUUUGCUCGUCGCCUCCCUCUUUCCUAUCUGGAUUGGCGCGCAUGCCUCUCUUUCUCGACCUUCCUCCGCCGCCAAACCUCCCAAGAAAAACAACGAGAAGGAUGGAAAUAAUUCCGAUAAUGACGAGUCCGACGAUGAGUCGGGACCAGUCCAGAAAAUGGAGGGACUUGAGCCAUCUGAUGCUCUCAUGUUCCCGUUGACUGCAGGUCUCACUCUAGGAGGCUUGUAUCUGGUCAUCAAAUGGCUGGAAGAUCCCGCAAUUCUCAACAAGAUUCUCAGCUUCUACUUCUCUUGGAUGGGUGUAUUUUUCGCCAUCGCUUUCCUCAAGGAUACCUUGUUGAUUGCCCGAUCGUUUGUCUUUCCGAGGCAUUAUCACUUCGGGGGGAAGAUAUGGCAUGCAGAACAGUCAGAGCGUACAUUUGUUGCUCAAUCGGUGAACAACAGGUCAGAGGUCGCGACACAUAUUCGACACUCGCCUCUCCCUGGAAUUUUAGGCGCAGUCCCGCUUCCAAACUGGGUUUUUGCUUUGAUGUGGGCUUCUCGCAAUGUGUCAUAUCAACGCCUACGACUGCGGGCUCACAUUCGUGGUCUUUUCGAUGUCAAAACCCUCGUGGGCCUGCUCGACCUUCUCAGCGGACUCUUUGCUCUUGCUGCUGUGGGGUACUUUGCCUUUGUGACCAAGCCUUGGUGGCUGACCAACUUUCUCGGGUUUAGCUUCAGCUAUGGAGCGCUGCAGUUCAUGUCACCGUCUACCUUCUGGACGGGCUCGUUGAUUCUAGGGUCGUUGUUCUUCUACGAUAUUUACUUUGUCUUCUUCACCCCGUUGAUGGUCACAGUUGCCACCAAACUGGAUGUUCCAAUCAAGCUUCUUUUCCCUCGACCACCGAGUCCUGGUGAAGAACCCGAUGUUCAAGCGUUAGCCAUGCUGGGCUUGGGAGAUAUUGUCAUCCCCGGAAUGAUGAUUGGAUUGGCAUUACGAUUUGACCUAUUCCUCUACUACCGCCAGAAAGGAAUCCAACAAGCGCAGCUCCAAGGCCUCGAUGCCAAGGCUGUCAAACCUCAAUAUCAACGGGCAACUGGAUCGUGGGGAGAGCGCUUCUGGGCUCCAGCGGUGAAACCGCAAGUCCCAGAGUUCCAGCCACCAUACUCGGACGCGCGAUCUUUUCCCAAGGCGUACUUCAAAGCCAGUAUUGUUGGAUACGUCGUCGGAAUGAUCACAACUUUACUCGCCAUGCAAUACUCCAACCAUGCCCAGCCCGCCCUGCUAUAUUUGGUUCCUGGCGUACUGAUUUCAUUGUGGGGAAUGGCGUUCAUCCGUGGAGAGACUAGCAUCAUGUGGGACUUUUCUGAUGCAGAAGAAGAGGAGGAGGAGGAAGUGGGCGAAGCCGAAGGCAAGGACAAAAAGUCUGAAAAGGAAAAGAGUGGCGAUGCUGCUUCCCAAGAGCAUAAGACAUUUUUUUCGCGUCUCCUCUCCGGCGAUCUUAAGCUUUUCACAACGAGCCCUAAUGAUGCUCCUCCGGAGAAGGCUCAGCAGGAAAAUGACAAGGAGGGCAAUAGCAAAGAAGCCCCUGGGGACAAGAAUUCGGAUGAAGCUGAUUCUAAGAAACAGCAGGACAAGGGCGUCAAAGACCAAGGAGGCCUGGAGUUGAUCUCAUUUUCGAUCUCCUUCCCUGAGAAGUCUCAAAAAAAGCCAGUCCUGACUCUGCAGGGCGCUCUACUACAGAAGGAGAUUCGAUGGUGUCUAUUCCCGAUGUUGGUGAGUGGAAUGAUGAACCUCCACUGA